AUGGUAUCAAAAAAACCAGCUAAAGCUAAAAAAACCGGAACUGGUCCAGAUGGAAAGAAAAAAAGAAAAAAGUCAAGAUAUGACAGCUAUGGACUUUAUAUCUUCAAAGUUUUGAAACAAGUACACCCAGAUACUGGUAUUUCAAGAAAAUCCAUGAACAUCAUGAAUUCAUUCCUUGUUGAUACUUUCGAAAAAAUUGCAACUGAAGCUUCAAGAUUAUGCAAAUAUACAAGAAGAGAUACCUUAUCAUCACGUGAAAUUCAAACUGCCAUAAGAUUAGUUUUACCAGGAGAAUUAGCUAAACACGCAGUUUCUGAAGGAACCAAAGCUGUAACAAAAUUUACCUCCAAAUAA
Messenger RNA from Plasmodium reichenowi, 354 nucleotides. RefSeq names its product histone H2B. The coding region runs from base 1 to 354 and encodes 117 amino acids. The transcript has a single exon. Lineage: Eukaryota; Apicomplexa; Aconoidasida; Haemosporida; Plasmodiidae. Gene Ontology annotation, molecular function: protein heterodimerization activity; DNA binding; structural constituent of chromatin. Gene Ontology annotation, cellular component: nucleosome. The record is from RefSeq and is a predicted model, not a curated record. Gene Ontology annotation, biological process: nucleosome assembly.